Molecule: messenger RNA, 258 nt
Organism: Opisthorchis viverrini
Lineage: Eukaryota; Metazoa; Platyhelminthes; Trematoda; Opisthorchiida; Opisthorchiidae
Exons: 2
Coding region: 1-258 (85 amino acids)
Source: RefSeq, a predicted model, not a curated record
AUGUUUGAUGAAGAGUGUGAAGCGAAAACCAGUCCGGAGAUAAACGGAGGUAAACAGGUCAAAGACUUCCGUUUUUUCUCCGAUUUCGGGCCUGAAUCCUCACUGUUGGUUUCACUACCACUGUUUUCACUGGCUGAAUCUGAGGACUCGGUUCCUGACGAAGCACUAUCGUCAUCACUGUCACUCUGUGAUGAUGAGGAUCCGUUUGAAGCGAAGGUCUCUGUGUCUGAGGAAUCGGAUGACUCUGUAGAACUUUGA